CGGGACAAAAGCGGAAUAUUAUUGUCUUUCUGUUUGGAUAAAAGAGGAGGGAGACGCUGUCAGUAGAUUCAGAACCUGAGUUUGUGCAGCAAAACCAUGGGUAAGGCGGGGAGUAAAGUCCUGAGAGAGACCUCAGAGGAUGGGGUUCCAGACCAGCCUCCCUCUCCUCCUCCUGCUGCUGACCCUGACCCCGACCCUGUCCCUGUCCCUGCUCCUGCUUCUGUUAAAUUUGAAGGACUCACUAAAACAAGCAAGAUGAAGGUGAAAUGGAGCGAUCUGGGUUUGGCCUUCUUCAUCGUGCUGUCCCUGGUGAUGACAGGAUGCUUCUUCUGGCAAUAUCAGAUGCCAAAACUUCUGCCAGAUGAAGGGAGGGGUCGCAAUGCCGAGUCAGAGAUGAUGUGUCCUCGCUUCCCCGAGCCUCUCCAGCUGGAGCAUCCUAUCCCUAGCCUGAAGGAGGCUCUGGAAAAGGUGGAUGCUUUGCUUCGACAGACCGUCAAUCCCGUCAGCCUUCCCUCACUGUCAGCCAUCGUGAUCUUAAACGACACUGUUUUGUGGACUGGUAACUUUGGAAAAAGGAAUAGCAGUGACCCUCUCUCAGGUGCCCCAAAUGAGUACACAAUUUACAGAAUUGCAAGCCUAUCUAAAAUCUUCCCGACCUUGAUGCUGUACAAACUGUGGGAGGACGGGAAGAUUGGCUCCCUGGAUGACCCUCUGGAGAAAUACGUGGAGAACUUUACCAUCAAAAACCCCCUAGGGAAGUCGCGGGACUCGGAGCUGAAGUACGUGACAGACGGUCUGAUAUUUCUUGACAGUGGGGAGGUUCAAAUCCGCUCCUCUUCAGUCACUCUGCGCAGGAUGGCCAGCCAGCUCUCAGGUAAAUACAAAGGGUUAGAGAGCCAGCCUCUGUGAUAUAACACAAGGCAUUGAGAUGCAUGCACA
This is a messenger RNA of Notothenia coriiceps (black rockcod), 939 nucleotides long. Its product is annotated as putative beta-lactamase-like 1. The transcript is spliced from 6 exons. The record is from RefSeq and is a predicted model, not a curated record. NCBI's taxonomy places the organism in Eukaryota, Metazoa, Chordata, Actinopteri, Perciformes, Nototheniidae. The coding region runs from base 97 to 909 and encodes 270 amino acids.